AUGUCUUCUUCUGCUUAUUCUUCGUCUUCUUCAAGUGAUGUUGUACCAAGAAGUAGAAAAGGAGGAUGGACAUAUGAUGUGUUCCUAAGUUUCAGAGGUGAAGACACCCGCAACACCUUCGUAGAUCAUCUUUUUGCCGCUCUUACUCAGAAAGGAAUACAUAUGUUCAAAGACGACAAGAUGCUCGGUGGAGGCCAACCCAUUUCAGAAGAACUUGUGAAAGCCAUAAAAGAAUCAAGGUGGGCUGUUGUUGUUUUCUCCAAAAACUAUGCCAACUCUUCUUGGUGCUUGGAAGAGCUUUCCAACAUCAUGGAAUGCCAUGGUGAAAUGAAGGUGUUACCUGUCUUCUACCAUGUCAAUCCCUCUGAUGUUCGCAAACAAAAAGGAGAUUACGCAACGGCAUUCAAGACGCAUGAAGACAAGUUUAAGGAUGGAGAGAGGGAUAAAGUGAACAAGUGGAGGGAAGCCUUAACUGCAGCUGCCAGUUUAUCUGGCCAACACAUCUUGCCUGAAUAUGGGGGUGAAUCAGCAUUUAUAAACAGGAUUGUUGAAGAGAUCUUAGCCGAUAAACAACCUAGUGGAAGUAGUAGGGAAAAUCAUCUCAUUGAAAUAGAGCCUCGCGUUGAUGCCUUAAUUUCAUUAUUGAAAUUGGAGGCAACCCAAGAGGUCUGCUUUGUGGGGAUAUGGGGAAUGGGAGGGAUUGGAAAGACGACUAUUGCCCGAGCCUUGUUUAACAGAAUCGCUCAUAAGUUUGAUGGUAGCAGCUUUGUUAAUGACGUUAGAGAGAAUAGCUCUAGUAAAAAAGAUAUGUGCACCUUACAAGAAAGGGUUCUAAAUGAUAUUCUAGGAGAGUGUCAUGGGUACAAGAUAAAGGAUCGUGAUCAAGGAGCUGAAGUAAUACAAGAAAGAUGUCGCAGAAAGAAGGUUCUUCUUGUGCUUGAUGACGUUAAUGAUGUAAAGCAGUUAGAAUUCCUAGCUGCGACACGUGAGUGGUUUGGUCCAGGAAGUAGAGUCAUUAUAACAACCAGGGAUCAACAUUUGCUAUCAUAUGCUAAUGCUAAUGACCAGUACAAACCCGCUCUUUUAAGCGAGGAUCAAGCUGUAGAGCUCUUCAGUAGGCAUGCUUUUAAUAAAAGAAGCCCUCCAGAGGGAUACGAGGAGUUGUCAAUUCAUGCCAUACACCAUGCUGGUGGUCUUCCUCUAGCAUUGAAAGUUUUAGGCUCAUUCUUCCGUGGACGAAAAGCAAAUCUGUGGGAAAGUGCUCUAAAGCGACUGGCCAAAACACAAGAUAAUGAAAUCAUCAACACACUCAAGUUAACUUAUGACAAUUUAGAUGAAACUGAUCAACAAAUGUUCCUUGACGUUGCAUGUUUCUACAAGGGGAAGCAUAAAGAUGAUGAAUAA
Erigeron canadensis is the source of this 1404-nucleotide messenger RNA. Its product is annotated as disease resistance protein Roq1-like. The record is from RefSeq and is a predicted model, not a curated record. Lineage: Eukaryota; Viridiplantae; Streptophyta; Magnoliopsida; Asterales; Asteraceae. Gene Ontology annotation, molecular function: ADP binding. Gene Ontology annotation, biological process: signal transduction; defense response. The coding region runs from base 1 to 1404 and encodes 467 amino acids. The transcript is spliced from 3 exons.